AUGGAGAAUUUUAACGAUGAUUUAUAUCCAUUAGCUUUAUUAAUGGAUGAAUUGAAGCAUGACGAUGUGAGUAAUCGAGUGGAAGCAAUGCAAAAAGUUGAUGCCAUCGCCAUGGCUUUAGGUCCAGAAAGAACCAUCAAUGAAUUAUUACCAUUCUUGAACGAUGUUGCUCAAGAUGAUGAAGAAGAAGUCUUUGCAGUAUUAGCUGAUAAGUUGGGAGAUUUCUUACCAUUGAUUGGUGGACAUGAAAAUUGUCAACCUUUAAUUCAAAUUUUAUUACAUUUAUUGCCCAUUGAAGAACCAAUCGUUAGAGAUAAAGCCAUUAAUUCGGUUAAUAAACUCACUGAACAAUUAACUGAUGAUGAAUUAAAUAAGAUCAUUUUACCAAUUAUCAAAGAUUUAUCUCAAGGAAACUGGUUUUCUAAAAGAAUCGCCAGUUGUGGAUUAUAUAAGGGAGUUAUUGUUAGAGUCAAUGCUCAAACUAGAUUACAUUUAUUAAACUUAUACCUUAAUUUAAUCGUUGAUGAAGGUCCAAUGGUUAGAAGAGGUGCUGCCACCAAUUUACCUGUCGUCAUUAAUAAAUUGACCGAAUUCACUUCAACUGUAGAUAAAACUGAUGUUAAUCAAAUUUCAAAUAAAGAUUGGGAAAUCAUCAGUCAAAUGUUCCAAAGCUUAAUCAAUGAUGAACAAGAUUCAGUUAAAUUCUUGAGUAUUGAUGUUUUAAUUUCUAUCUUAGAAUAUUUCCAAAAAAUCAAUGACAAAAGUUAUAAUUCUGAUUUCUUGAUUAAUUCAUUAAAAUUAAUUGAAGAUGAUAGUUGGAGAGUCAGAUAUACUGCAGCUGAUAGAUUUAAUAAGAUUUCUAAGAAUUUUAUCGAUGAAGAACAAGAUUUAAGUAAAUUAAUCGAUCCAUUCAUUUCAUUGAUGAAAGAUAAUGAAGGAGAAGUAAGAAAAGCUAUUGCUAAGCAAUUACCAGAUUUCUGUAAAAUGUUAAAUAAUUUCAGUAGUUUAAAACCAUCUAUUGUUAACAAAAUUUUACCAAUUGUUAAUGAAUUAAGUCAAGAUCCUCAUGAAAAUGUUAGAAGUUCAUUAGCUAUCAAUAUCACUGAAUUAUCAUCAAUUUUAACCAAACAACAAACUAUUGAUAAAUUAUUACCAAUCUUUUUAAAUAUGUUAAAAGAUGAAUUUCCUGAUGUUAGAUUAAACAUUAUUUCUAACUUAUCAAUUGUCAAUGAAACUAUUGGUAUCAAUUCAUUAUCAACAAAUUUAUUACCUGCCAUAACUGAAUUGGCUCAAGAUUCUAAAUGGAGAGUUAGAUUAGCAAUUAUUGAAUAUAUUCCAAAAUUAGCUGAUCAAUUAGGUGAAGAUUUUUUCAAUAAAGAAUUAUUAACAUUAUGCUUAAGUUGGUUAUGGGAUCCAGUUUAUGCUAUAAGAGAAGCAUCAGUUAAAAACUUAAAAAAGAUUUCAGAAAUUUUAGGUUCAGAUUGGGCAGAAAAAUUUAUCAUUGAUAAAUUGAUUUUAAUUAAAAAUUCUUCAACUUUGAAAAAUACUAAUAAAAAUAAUGAUAAUAAUGCUGAUGAUACAAUUCAUGAAGAUAAUGAUGAUGAAAAUAUUGAUUUUGCAAGUUUUAUUAUAAGAAUAACUUGUUUAUUUACUAUUAAUGAAUUAAUCCCUGUUUUAAAUACUAAAACUAUAACUGAAAAGGUAUUACCUUUCAUAGAUGAUUUAACAAAAGAUCCUGUUCCAAAUAUUAGAUUCAAUACUGCUAAUUCUUUCAAGAUUAUUGCCAAAACUUUGAUCAGUCACAAUGAAAAAGAUUUAAUUAAUGACAUUUUAAGUAAAUUAAAUAGUUUGGCUGAUGAUGAUGAUGUUGAUGUUAGAUAUUUUGCUUUAAAGGCUGUUGAAGAAAUCAAUCAAUAA
Yamadazyma jaroonii is the source of this 1917-nucleotide messenger RNA. Lineage: Eukaryota; Fungi; Ascomycota; Pichiomycetes; Serinales; Debaryomycetaceae. The record is from the annotation of a GenBank genome assembly.